CUCAAUCCCCAGUACGUCUCUCAAUCGCCAUAUUGGGUACUGAUGGUUUGUCCGCAGUUUCGCUCACUACUGGACCAAAUUGACUGAGCGGCUUCAGUUCCUCUGCACUUUGUUUUCAUGACCGCUGGAGCGUGCUUUUGGCAGAACACCGCCGCGUCCAUUACCGACUGCACCGUGACGAGUGCGCAUGGCAUAAGUCGUUUUACGCGUGUUUUGGAUAUUGCUCGGCGUCAAGGAGAUACCCGUUGUUAUUGAGCGGCUUGUUUUUUUCCCUGUGAAACAUUUGGACGCUUCGGGCCGCUUGCAUCUCUUCACGUUUCUGGAGGAGGUAAAAUGUCAGAUGUGCGUCUUUCAAAUGGGAGCCCCACGUUGGAGAGGACGGACUCCCGUGUGCCGGAUCACCCCAAACCGUCUGCCUGCAGGAACCUCUUUGGCUCCGUGGAUCACGAAGAGUUAAAGAGGGAUUUAAAGGGACAUUUGCGGGAGAUGGAAGCGGAUGCCUCUGACAAGUGGGGCUUCGACUUCGCAAAUAACACGCCGCUUUCAAACAGUCGGCUAACCUGGGAGCGGGUGGAUUGUAGAACGGUCCCGGAUUUCUACAGCAGGCAGCCGCAUAGGGAGAAGGGCGUUUGCUCCGCUGGGAAUAACCAUGUGGAUUUGAAUGGGAAUCAUAGCUGUGUUGUUGUGAGCCCGAGCGAAGACAGGUCUGACGGGCAGAUGGAGUGCCCGGAGCAAUGUGCAGGAAUGAGAAAGAGACACGCAUGCAACGAACAUUCGGCCCAAAGCAAGAGGUCGUACAGCAGCACCGAGGAGAUGAGCUGUCCCGGUCUGAGCCGCUCAACAGAGCACACACCCAGAAAGAAGAGUCCCAAAAGGCAAACGUAAAAGUGAGCCUGUGAGGCUUGGGAAAAGUCAGUGUUGGCCGAUGGAGGAGGAACUACAGCACCAGAAACAUAUCAUCUCUCCUGACGACGGGAGGACGCUGUUCAAGCACUGAAUAGAAACACUAAAGUUGUGGCACUCAAUUAAAAGUUGCUGCCUCUAAAAGCAGUCAAUGUAGCAGUGUGCAAUUAGGUUUGAUUUCCUUUUUUGCUCAUUUUUACUACCUGUGUGUACAUAAAUAUAUUAUAUAUAAUAUUAUAUUUCUCUCCAUAUGUAGCACAUAAAACAUUAUGAUUUGAAAACAAAUCUCUUUAUGUUAAAAAGUGUGAAUUUUGAUUUAACUUGAAGAAUUGCAGUGUAGUUUGAGAAAUGUUUCCCAAAUGCUGUUCUGUUUUUUUUGUUUUGUUUUUUUUUCUUCAAAAAGGCAUUGCUACAGUUUCCAAUCAUGGUUUCUUAUGGUUUAAGUGUGCCUCGUCAUCCUCCUGCACCCGCAGUGAAGAACGGUACAAAUGUAGCUCUUUUUUUCUUCCUUUAGUCAUUUCAGUGUCACAAAGUGCAAGUUCUCCCAUAAAAUGGCUUUAUCGGAUGUUUUUCAUUUAGUGUUAGAUCUAUUUGAUCUUCAUUAUAUAAAACCUUAUUUAUUUUCUGUGGUGCUUUGGCAUCAGUCUAAACCUGGAAUCGUCUCUUUAGUUCCCUCUGUAGAGUAGAGGUACUCAGAUAUUGAAGGACAAAGACCAUAACUGCACAGGGUGUUAGCGUUUGACUGUUUCUUUAGCCUAAGGCUCUGGUGAGGACGAGGCUGUCUGAAACAAGCCGAAUGUCCUACAAUACCAAAUACAUGGUUGCUUCUGUAUAUGACUUCACAUUGUAUUACAUUGUGAUAACUAACCUAGAGUUAAUUUCCAUAAUUUUAUUUUGAACUCACGUGGUUUUCCUGCUGAGGAUGCAAAUCGAAGUAUCCAAAAGCGUCCCUUUUAUUUGCCUAAAGUGUGGGUUAUGUCCAGUGUAAACAAAGAGCGAACGCUUGUGUCAGAAGUGCAGUCAUCAUGCCUGUGUAUUUGUGUAAAUCUUUGCAAUGUACCUUUGUACAUAAUUUUGUAAAAACACUGAGAAAUUAUACUAACUUAUUUAUGUCAAACUUUUUUAUGUAGAUUAAAAUGGGGUUUUGAUUACAGUUAUCCAAAGUGGCAUUUACUUUAUUAUAAUUGUCUUAUUUUGUAAAACCAUAUUUUUGGUAGAUUUUGUUUUUCAGAUAAAUAUGGUUGCAAACUGAGCCUGAUAAAAAAUAUUUGAUGUGCAUUUUGUAAUGUGUGGUUAAAAUGUGUUGCAAUCAAUUAAAAAAGAAAUAUAAGUUGA
Messenger RNA from Boleophthalmus pectinirostris (great blue-spotted mudskipper), 2238 nucleotides. RefSeq names its product cyclin-dependent kinase inhibitor 1Bb (gene cdkn1bb). The coding region runs from base 334 to 885 and encodes 183 amino acids. Lineage: Eukaryota; Metazoa; Chordata; Actinopteri; Gobiiformes; Gobiidae. Gene Ontology annotation, cellular component: nucleus; cytoplasm. Gene Ontology annotation, biological process: negative regulation of cell population proliferation; regulation of cell cycle; G1/S transition of mitotic cell cycle. The record is from RefSeq and is a predicted model, not a curated record. The transcript has 3 exons. Gene Ontology annotation, molecular function: cyclin-dependent protein serine/threonine kinase inhibitor activity; protein-folding chaperone binding.